CUUCCCCUCUGCUGGCUUAUACCGUCAUUUUCCCUGGAAUGAUGCCGAGCAUGCUCGAGGAUGUAUAGAGGUGUAUAGCAGUGUAUAGUAUGUAUUGCGUAGCGCUGACGCUGAUAUUUGAUGUUUGAAUCGUACUAUAUAUAAUAUUAUAGUUGGAAACAAAAACAAUGAUGUUCCCUGUUGAAAUUUGGGAACAAAUAUUUCUUUAUGCUGAUCCAGUGACACUUACAAAUCUAAGAACAGUGUGUAAAUGUUGGAAACAAAUUAUUGAUAAAACUUUAAAGGACAAUGACCACUGGUACAAAAUGUGUAAAAAGGAAAUACCAGAAGAUUUAUGGAUUACCUUGUGCGAAACACUAUGUCCAAUUAAAUUUUAUACAGAGUUUCACACAAACCAUGCAAUAUGGAUGGCAAUGUACAAAUGGUGGAUGAAAUGUAAAAAUAUAGUAAAAUGUGAUACAAAAAUUGAAUGUUUUGAACCAUUACCAAAUCAUAAUUUUAAUGAAUAUGUCACUUGUAUAGAUGUUAAAGGAAGUUUAUUGGCAAUAGGAACAUCUGAAGGAUUUGUUUAUUUUUAUGAUAUUCAUCAUUUACAUACACGUACAAACUGUGUAGUAGAUAGUAAAGAAUAUUUACAAAGUAUUCACAUUCUUAGAAAAGAAUCAACUGUUCUUUGUGUAUGUUGCACUGUAAAUAAUCAUAUAAACUGUUGGGAUGUUAAUAAAAUGAAGUUAAUUAAUAAAACAAGUGGAAAACUGGUUUGCACAAGUUACAGUUAUUGUUGUAUUAGUAUACGCAACUACAUAAUUAUUGAAGGACCAGUACUAAAAACAGGAUAUGAAUUUGGUAUAAAAGAUAUUGUUGCUAUUAGCGCUAGCAAUAACAAGGUACACUUUUACACGGAAGGGGGAUAUUUUGCAACUUUAACUGCAAAUACAGAACAAAUAAAUUAUACUUCCACGCCUAUUCAUCCACCAAAUAUAAGAAUUCGUCGAUAUUAUAUGUUUCAACCAAAUAUAGUUAUCUGUAUUGCAGAAUAUGGGUAUUUAGGUAUUUUAGUACAAGGAAAAGAAUGGAAAAUGCAUAACAUAUUUCCCGUUUUACACGGUAUCCCAACUGCAGUUUUAGUACAUGGUCAUUUACUUGUUUUAGGUCUGGAUUCAGGAAAUGUUCAUAUGUAUUAUAUAACGGAUUUUGAAACAAUAGAUUUCAACAAUAUUAAUUGUAAAAAAUUAACUCUAGACCUCACAGCCGUUAUAUCAAUAAAUACAGUAGUUCAUCAUGGAGAAUAUUUAAUAAUUGCUUAUAAAAGAAAAAUUUAUACUGUAAAACUUCUUUGAUAUAGUUCUCUUAUG
Osmia lignaria (orchard mason bee) is the source of this 1355-nucleotide messenger RNA. RefSeq lists its product as uncharacterized. Lineage: Eukaryota; Metazoa; Arthropoda; Insecta; Hymenoptera; Megachilidae. The record is from RefSeq and is a predicted model, not a curated record. Gene Ontology annotation, molecular function: protein binding.